AUGGUCAUCGAUGUCCCCUAUGUUUUCGAUACCUGUUGCGACUCGAAAGACUUCCAUCGGUUCAUCGACACAUUUUCUGGCAGUUCAAUCGAGUCAGUUAAGAUUUACGCAUUAUCGGAAAAGGAACGAAAGAACCUCAGGCUGGUAUGCAAAGCGUGGGCAGAACUAGCUCCCCAAGCCGGGAGGUGGGUCUCCUCUGUUUAUCACCCUACCGGCGCCAGGGCCAAGAGGUUCGACGUGACAACCCAUAAACCUCAUGCUACAGUUCCAGAAUUACAUGAAGGAAGUCACUUGUCUACACUAUGCAUUCAUAUCUCCCCUCUUCCGGAAUCUGUCGACUACCCUCUCCAAACCAUCCUUCAAAAAACUCACUCACUCCAUUCAAUCCGCGCUUUUUCCCUUACCAACAAAGACACCUCCCCUUAUUUAUCACUACGAGAGCUGCAAACUCACUUCGCGUCACUGACCACUCUCUAUAUAGAGACAGUCGAGCUUUAUGGGCCCCUUCGACUCGAUAAAUUAGAAGUGUUAUAUUGGAAUAUCGAGAACUGUGACAAAGAGCAAUGGUGGUUCCCCUCAUUGCGACAUUGUGCACUGGGCGACCGGGUCAUCGGUAUCAACAAAUUUCAGUCCUCCCUUGUUCCUGGACCCACUCACCAACUCCA
This is a messenger RNA of Acaulospora colombiana, 665 nucleotides long. Lineage: Eukaryota; Fungi; Glomeromycota; Glomeromycetes; Diversisporales; Acaulosporaceae. The record is from the annotation of a GenBank genome assembly.